CAGCUCCGGCAGCCGAGCAAAAGAAAAGAGGAAUACCAAGAAAUCAGGAGACAAGGAGAAAUAACAGGAGAAAAGAAACUAUCAUAAUAAAGAAAGAUGCAGAACUGAGGGUGACUAUCCAUCCUCCCGGCCCGGUGAAGUGUGAGACUAAAUAGCGUGUCGUGAGGAAAAGGGAAGAGGGACGAUGGGGUUCGGACAGGACCUGGGGAACUCCCACGAUGGGCUGUUGAAGCUGCAGGACUGGGAGCUGAAGCUGCUGGAGACAGUGAAGCGCUUCAUGACGCUACGGGUGAAGAGCGACAAGGAGUACGCCUCACUUCUCCUCAACAUCAGCCAGCAGGUGGACAAGCACGACAACUCCUCCCAGAUGGACUACAUCAGCAACGUCUCCAAGUCUUGGGCCCACAUGGUCCAGCAGACAGAACAGCUGAGUCAGAUCAUGAAGUGUCACGCGGAGGAGCUGAACUCUGGCCCUCUGCACAGACUCACUAUGAUGAUCAAAGACAAGCAGCAGGUUAAGAAGAGCUACCAGAGCAUCCACACACAGAUCGAGUCCGAGAUGAACAAGGUGACAAAAAGCGACCUAGAAAAGUUAAAAGGCACCUACAGACAAUUAACAAAGGAUGCCCACAGUGCCAAAGAAAAAUAUAGAGACGCAAUGGUGAAAGGCAAGGAGCCGGAGAAGGCGAGGGAGCGUUACGACAAGGCCACCAUGAAGCUUCACAACCUCCACAACCAGUACGUGCUGGCGGUGCGGAGUGCCCAGCUCCACCAGGAGCACUACCACGACACCACGCUGCCCCUCCUGCUCGACUCCCUGCAGAAGAUGCAGGAGGAGAUGAUCAGUGCACUGAAGGGGAUUUUGGAGGAAUACAGUGAAAUAACCAGUCUCUUAACUGAUGAAAUAGUGAAAGUCCACAAAGAAAUCCACACCUCCAUCGACCAAAUUGAUCCUGUGUCAGAGUAUGAACACUUCAUUGAGGUUCACAGGUCUCCAGAAACCAAAGAACCAAAUGUAGAAUUUGACGUUUCACUGUUGGAGGAAACCGAGAAUCUUCAAGCAAACGAGAUCCUAUGGAACAAUUUGACUGCAGACAGUUUACAAGCGAUGCUGAAAUCCACAUCAGAUGAGCUGGGCCUCACUCAGCAGAGCCUACGCACCAAGGAGGAUCUCAUGCAAGACUUGGAAAACAAGCUUGAUGAGUCCACCAAAACAUGUGAAAAGAAGUCUGAUGUGGUGCUGCUGCUCAGUCAGAAGCAGUCUUUGGAGGAGCUGAGGCAAACGGUCCAGUUGUUACGCUGCACAGAAGCCAAGCUGGGCGCCCAGAAGGACCUGCUUGACCACAAGAUGCAGGAGAACGAGGGCAAGGAGCCUCCCCCCAUGGUCAACUACGAGGACGACGCGCGCUCCGUCAACUCCAUGGACAAAGGCAAAGACAGGACAUCAAAGUUUGACACCUUGCGUCAUUCCUUAGCCGGCAUCCUCCGCUCUCCCAAAUCAGUCCUUGGCUCAUCAUCGCAGUUUUUCGACGUGAUCCCAACUAGUGAGAAGCCCCUGGGGGACCAGGAGUGGUACCAUGGGGCCAUCCCCAGGACCGAGGCCCAGGAGCUGCUCAAAGAGCAGGGAGACUUCCUGGUCCGGGAGAGCCACGGCAAGCCUGGCGAGUACGUCCUGUCUGUCUUCUCAGAGGGACAGCGGAGACACUUCAUCAUCCAGUUUGCAGACAACCAGUAUCGUUUUGAAGGCACUGGCUUCCCGACCAUUCCUCAGUUAAUUGAACACCAUUACACUUCAAAGCAAGUUAUUACCAAGAAGUCUGGGGUGGUGCUUUUAAACCCAGUCGUCAAGGAUAAAAAAUGGAUACUCAACCAUGAGGAUGUUACUCUUGGAGAGCUUCUUGGCAAAGGCAACUUUGGUGAGGUAUUUAAAGGAACAUUGCGGGACAAGACUCCUGUGGCAGUCAAAACAUGUAAAGAGGAUCUUCCACAGGAGCUGAAGAUUAAGUUCCUAUCAGAAGCCAGGAUCCUCAAACAAUAUGACCACGCAAACAUUGUGAAGCUGAUAGGCGUUUGCACACAACGACAGCCUAUUUACAUUGUGAUGGAGCUAGUGUCAGGAGGGGACUUCUUAUCGUUUCUACGGAAGAAGAAGGAAGACCUGAAGACCAAACAGCUGGUAAAGUUUUCAUUAGAUGCUGCUGCAGGAAUGGCUUACCUCGAGCUCAAAAACUGCAUCCACAGGGAUCUGGCGGCUAGGAAUUGUCUGGUGGGAGAGAGCAACCUGCUGAAGAUCAGCGACUUUGGGAUGUCAAGACAAGAGGACGAUGGGAUCUACUCGUCGUCUGGCCUCAAACAGAUCCCCAUCAAGUGGACGGCUCCAGAGGCUUUGAAUUAUGGGAGAUACAGCUCGGAGAGUGAUGUGUGGAGUUUUGGCAUCCUCCUAUGGGAAACGUUUAGUCUAGGAGUGUGUCCUUACCCAGGGAUGACCAACCAGCAGGCCAGAGAGCAAGUGGAGAAAGAUUACAGAAUGUCCUGUCCAACAAAGUGCCCUGAGGAGAUUUACAAAGUCAUGCAGAAGUGCUGGGAGUACAAACCUGAAAAUCGGCCAAAGUUCGCCGAUCUUCAGAAAGAACUGGCCUCGAUCAAGAAGAAAUAGCAGCCUGGUAGGGGAAGGUGGACCAGGUCAUGUCAUCACAUCCAGGGGAUCACCCCCUUACAACCUGAGAGAAACACCACAGAACGUUACAGCCUUGAUGCUACUUGUCGUGAUUGUACUCACGAUGUAUACUUUGUCACAAAAUCACUGUGUUAUUUGCCUAGGCAACUGUUUUGAGCCAUUAUCAAGGAGAGAGAUCUCUGCUUAGCUUGGAUCAUUGUCAAAAUAUGACAGUAUUAUUUUUUUUAAACCUGGUGUUCCUUUAUUUCUGUUCCUUUCUCUUAUUGAACCUCUGCAACUAAAGGUGUUUUGAGACAUAACCACGCAAACAUGUGUACAAUAGAUACAAUUCAUCAUGCUCCAUUGCACUUCUGUCGUUUUGCUAUUGGUCAUCACUCGGGCAUAGCCACGAUAAUGAGAAAUGUCACAAUUUCUAGUUUUUUUUUUUAGGGCCCUGAGUUUGGUCCUGUUAAGGUUAGAUGAGUAAUAUGACUUGAAAAUGCAAAGCAGUCUGGUGCUCCGUGUAGCCGUGCAACGUCUAAAAAAGACUGUCUAGAUGCACUCCGUAGCUCAUUUCAGUCUUCAGAGACAGAUGGGGUUUGAGAACCAGUUCCUACCCAAGGACGUAACAGUUUAUACCUAAGGGUAUAGUGUCUGUUUUUGUCUCGAGCUUGACUUUUCAACAUUCAGCAAGAAGUUUUUUCUUCUUCCUGUGAAGUCUUAUUGUGAUGUGACAGUUUGAUUUGAGAUCUGUGAAUCAUUUCUGUCCUAAGAUUUCGUAAAGUAUUCUCUUUUUGCCCACUAUUUAAUGUAGAAAACCUUUGAGUAAAACAUACAAGGAUAAGUGCAAUUUGUGACACCCUUUUCCUAUAAUUGUUUGGGCUUUGUAAUGUAGAAAUAUUGCAAUAAGGCCAUUUAUUUAGAAUUAAUAUAAUUUCACUUAGAAUUAUUAAAUGUUUCAGACCCUCCAGAAUGCUGACUAUUUUCUACGUUUUGGUCUCUGUUGUUACAAGCUCAAUACUCAUAAUUUGAGAAUUAGAAUGUACCAUAACUGUACUAUCUGACUUGAAAUGUGAAUUUAGCAUUUUGUGUCAAAAACAAUCCGCUUUUACAUAGCUACGAGAGUUUUAAGGAGCUCCAUUUUUCAUGUAUUCAUUUUUGUGGUAUUUUUUUACUUCCAUUUAAAAAAAAUAAAACUACUGUUCUAAAUCGUUGAUA
This is a messenger RNA of Salvelinus namaycush (lake trout), 3874 nucleotides long. Its product is annotated as tyrosine-protein kinase Fer-like. The record is from RefSeq and is a predicted model, not a curated record. The coding region runs from base 185 to 2656 and encodes 823 amino acids. Gene Ontology annotation, molecular function: non-membrane spanning protein tyrosine kinase activity; ATP binding. NCBI's taxonomy places the organism in Eukaryota, Metazoa, Chordata, Actinopteri, Salmoniformes, Salmonidae. The transcript is spliced from 19 exons. Gene Ontology annotation, biological process: regulation of mast cell degranulation; Fc-epsilon receptor signaling pathway; peptidyl-tyrosine phosphorylation.